Messenger RNA from Dermacentor andersoni, 1141 nucleotides. RefSeq names its product peptidyl-prolyl cis-trans isomerase B-like. Gene Ontology annotation, cellular component: intracellular membrane-bounded organelle; cytoplasm. Lineage: Eukaryota; Metazoa; Arthropoda; Arachnida; Ixodida; Ixodidae. Gene Ontology annotation, biological process: protein folding; protein peptidyl-prolyl isomerization. The record is from RefSeq and is a predicted model, not a curated record. Gene Ontology annotation, molecular function: peptidyl-prolyl cis-trans isomerase activity; cyclosporin A binding.
AGUUCAACUACGGCUAUUUGGUGCGUUUCUGGGACAGCGGCAUCAACAACCACCAACUGGAACUGCGCGUGCGCCCAUGCAGCCGCUCAACUAAUCAAAGAGCUCCACGGAACGAUUGCUUGCUCCCACGGAACGCCGUUUAAGUUCCCCUCACCCCCUCCCAUUUUUUUUCCCCUUCCUUCUUUGUGCGUCCGGCAUCAGGCAUCAGUCGGCGACUUGUACGAAUGAAGCUACGAGAUCAUUCGCUCAGUCGCCGUCUUCGUCAGUGAUCUUGACAGGCAGAACCUUUCCUGGUAGGACACUCUGCUUGGACGUUUUGUUGUAGGAAACUCUUCAAAAUGGCUGAAGGCAAAGGCCCCGAAGUUACCGACAAGGUGUACUUCGACAUCCAGAUUGGAGGCAAACCGGCCGGUCGUAUAGAAAUUGGUCUGUUUGGCAAGGUUGUGCCAAAAACUGUCAAGAAUUUCAAGGAGUUGUGCCAAAAGCACCUGACAGAAAAAUCCAAAGAUGGUAGCCUUGUUGGCUACAAGGGCAGCAAGUUCCACCGUGUUAUUCCAGAAUUUAUGCUCCAGGGCGGUGACUUCACGGAUGGAGAUGGCACUGGAGGACGUAGCAUCUAUGGAGAUGAAUUCCCCGACGAGAACUUCAAGCUCAAGCAUUAUGGUGCUGGCUGGCUCUCAAUGGCCAAUGCUGGCAAGGACACUAAUGGGUCGCAGUUCUUCAUCACGUGCAAGAAGACCACUUGGCUAGAUGGCAAGCACGUUGUGUUUGGCAAAGUUCUUGCUGGAAUGGAUGUUGUGCGCAAGGUGGAGAAGAUUCCCACAGACAGCAAGGACAAACCAUCAAAAGAUGUUGUUAUUGCUGACUGCGGUGUGCUGUCCGUGGAAGCUCCUUUCCCCACAGCUUGUGCUGACGCUACUGACUAGGGAGAAUAAAGGUCACAAAGAGAGAGUGCUCCAUCAUCUCAUGCACAUUUAUCCACUUUUUUUUUACCAUUACCCAAAGGUACUUUUACUUUGACAUUGGCGAUCCCCAUUUCAGCAUGAUUCCAUGUGCACACAGGCUCAUUAAGUGCAGACUGUGCUCAGGUGGCUUCCAGUUUUUCCAAAACACAAUUUAAAUAAAAUGGCUACAUUGUGUA